AUGGACAUUGGCUUUGCGGGACCUCGUUACACUUGGACCAAUAGAAGGGAAAUUCAAGCUUUGAUUCAGGAGAGAAUAGACAGGUUCUUUGUGAACCCUCAGUGGUGUUUGCUUUAUCCGGAUGCUAAAGUCACCCAUCUUCCUAGGUACCACUUUGAUCACUGCCAUGUUCUGUUAGAGAUGCAACCAGGUGUAAACAAGGGGAAGAAGAGGCCAUUUAGGUUUCAAACGUGCUGGUUGCUUGACCCUACCUUCCCUGCUAUUGUUUCUCAAGCUUGGGGAGGUGCAGAUAAUCUUGUUGAGGCCGUUGAUAGCUUCACUAGGAAUGUUGUGGAUUGGAAUAAAAAUCAGUUCGGGAAUAUUUUUACAAGAAAAUUCUGA
Quercus lobata is the source of this 381-nucleotide messenger RNA. RefSeq lists its product as uncharacterized. NCBI's taxonomy places the organism in Eukaryota, Viridiplantae, Streptophyta, Magnoliopsida, Fagales, Fagaceae. The transcript has a single exon. The record is from RefSeq and is a predicted model, not a curated record. Bases 1 to 381 code for a protein of 126 amino acids.